Messenger RNA from Fraxinus pennsylvanica, 507 nucleotides. NCBI's taxonomy places the organism in Eukaryota, Viridiplantae, Streptophyta, Magnoliopsida, Lamiales, Oleaceae. The record is from the annotation of a GenBank genome assembly.
AUGGCUCAAUUAAGCUCCCUCUCUGCCGAAAUAGAGACACUGAGCCAAGUCUUGAGCCUCGUCGAGGCAUUUCGUGCAUUCGAUUCUGACAACAAUGGAUUGAUCGAUGCUCAAGAGCUCGGGGGGCUCCUGGGAUCACUUGGCUACAACCCAAGUGAAGAAGAUAUUAAUACAGUGAUGCAAGAAGCAAACACCAAUAGGGAAGGACUCCUAAGCAUUUCUGAAUUUCUUGAAAUGAAUACUAAGGAUUUGGGAAUAGGUGGUCUAAAAGAUAUUCUUAAAAGGGGCAUUGAAGAAUUGGAAUUUCAAGGUGAAGAUUUAGUGACAGGAGAGGACCUCUAUGAAGUUGUUGAGAAUAAUGGAAUUGAUCUUUCACGAGAUGAAUGUCACGAUAUUAUUGCAAGCAUGGAUGGAGAUGGUGAUGGGGUUAUAAGUUUUGAGGACUUCAAACUUAUAGCUUUUGUAUGUGCUCGUGGAGGUGCAAAUCCGGUCCAGUGGCCUACCUGA